Aspergillus pseudotamarii is the source of this 2109-nucleotide messenger RNA. Its product is annotated as transcription factor domain-containing protein. Gene Ontology annotation, biological process: positive regulation of transcription from RNA polymerase II promoter by galactose; DNA-templated transcription. The transcript has 4 exons. Gene Ontology annotation, molecular function: zinc ion binding; DNA-binding transcription factor activity, RNA polymerase II-specific; RNA polymerase II cis-regulatory region sequence-specific DNA binding. NCBI's taxonomy places the organism in Eukaryota, Fungi, Ascomycota, Eurotiomycetes, Eurotiales, Aspergillaceae. The coding region runs from base 1 to 2109 and encodes 702 amino acids. The record is from RefSeq and is a predicted model, not a curated record. Gene Ontology annotation, cellular component: nucleus.
AUGCAGUCGGAAUCUCCCACGCACAGCAACGUCCCCUCGGAACCCCCUCGGAAAAAGCGAGCCAAAUACACUCAGGUCGCUUGUAAUGAAUGCAAACGGCGUAAAUUGAAAUGCAGCGGCGAGCCAACCUGUUCACGCUGCGCCCGUGAUGGCGUGUCAUGCAUUUACACGCCGAGUGCUUAUGCGUUGACCAACGCUGCGAGCUCUGUGGAGGAACCGCACGAUGAAGGGGUAUCUGCACGGUUCCAAUCAGUUGAUCGCCAAAUCGAGUCGCUUCAGCGCGAGAUGCGAGCGAUGGCGGCUCGAUUGCGCGAACUCGAAUCGUCUUCGCCGGGCAACAGUAAUGCAAACCAUCCCACUCUGAGGCAGGCUUCUAUUGGAUCAUCUCAAGCGCCAAACACUGGUCUCCAGCGUAUUAUGAAUCGGCCAAUGUCACCAUAUCACGUUGGACCCACGAGUGCGGAGUUCGGUCUCACCGCGCGUCGCAAGCCGUCGGAGGACGACGAUGAAUUCGAAUCCACUGCUGCACCGAGUCCCGUUGCAGCGCCUGAUGCGGAUAUCGCGACCCAUGAUCCACUCGGAAACCUAGGGAUGACGGAGGCUCUUAGGCUGGUGACGGUCUAUGAAAACGCGGUGGGCUUGAUGUACCCCUGUGUUGAUCUGGACAGUGUGCGGGCGUAUGUUGUCGAUUUCUUUCGAGAUGACUCUCGUCAGAUUCUGAGCGCGGAGGAACAAGAUUGGUUCUUUGCGCGUGAUGUCGAGGUGCUGAAAAUUAUCUUGGCAAUUGCUUUAGUGACGGAAUCGCAUGGGCGGAGUGGGCGAGCUGCGGUGUUGGCUGAGCGUGUUGAGGAUCGUUUUGCGACUCGCGUGAAUAUCCCCGAGGUUGACAUGAAAGAACUUCUGAUACUGACCUUGCUGGAAACCUGGUACAGAACAGGAGGUGUGUUCCCAGGGGAAUUGCAAUGGACGUGGGCUAGUCGGCUAUUUUGGUGUAUCUACGUGCUAGAUCGAAAAUGGUCCUUUGGCACCGGGCUUCCAUUCGCGAUCCAGGACACGGACAUGGACACCAACCUUCCGGAGCUGGGCACGGCCACGCCUUACCUGACUUGUAUGAUCUCAUACGCACGACUCAGCGGCAAGAUAUGGGGGCUUGUAGUCGGCUGGGGCAGUCGAUCGCGUGCAGCGACGUCGGAUUAUUGCUCCUACCUUGAUUUCCAAGUCCAGCAAUGGAUUCAAUCCAUUCCAGAGGAGCUACGGUUCGACCCUUCACGACAGCCUUCCCCUGACUCGGUACAGAACGAUAACAUGAUGAUGCUACAAGUUCUUCUUGCGCUGCAGGCGAACCAACUUCGGAUUCUAGUGUACCGCCAAAAUUUACUCGGUAGUGAGAGCAUCGAAACAAAUGUCUCCGGCGCAUCCAUCGCCGUCGAGACUGCAAAGAGUACGAUCCACAUGCUAGACUACUUCACUCGUGUUUCGGACAUCUACUUUCAGCGUCCGGAGCCGUUCAAUUACUUUUUAAUUUCGGCACUGGCCGCGCUGUUUCUUGCCGUGUUCCAUGCACCGGGUCGAUUCAGUAACGUCUGUCGCGCUGAAUUCUAUGCCGCCGUAGACAUGGUAAGGAAGUCAUCGACUCGGGCCAGAACAUCCAGACGACUACAGAAAAUCAUUCGCAGUCUGAAGUUGAUUAAGUUGAAUGUCGGGAAAUCGCCUUAUAGACACGGACAACCGCCGGAAAGCCUUGGCAAGGUCCUAUCUCGUUUCAGCCACGGGCAGCAUGACUCGAAUCCACCCACAUUGUCGCAGUCUCCGUUGCCCUCGUCGCACCAGCACCGGCCACCCGGUAUCCCGACUCCACAGCCUUCCACCUCCCUUUGGUCCGUGUCCUCCCCACCGGUUACGGCCCCAGUUAAUUUUGGCCACAACGACGAUAGCUGUGAUGACUUGACCAGCUUCUUCGAGAUGGCAGGAGGGCUCUACUUCGAUCCCAAGACGGGUCCCCCCGAGGAGGCACCUGCAUCCGAGGGCGCUAGUGCAGGGGUGGAAGGGGUCGAUGCGUUUCACGCUGAGAAUGAGGCGCUAACCCGUGUAAUGGCUGGCCUGUUAUAG